Molecule: messenger RNA, 315 nt
Organism: Suillus fuscotomentosus
Lineage: Eukaryota; Fungi; Basidiomycota; Agaricomycetes; Boletales; Suillaceae
Exons: 2
Source: RefSeq, a predicted model, not a curated record
UUAAUUGAUUGGACUGACAAUAUUUCGAGAGACAUUACAAGCUUUCACAUCAACUACAUGCCGGAAGAAACAUUCGCGUUACCCAUCCAACUCCACCUAUUCCAUGUCUCCAUUGAUGAAUCACGACAAAAGAAUAGCUUUUCUUCCUGCACCCUUGUUGCAGCAGGACACUCCUUCAGAGGUUGCUUGGCGUACCUGUUGGAUCUCAUGAUAAUUCAUGAAUUUUUGGCCUUGUUUUCCUCAUUGAUCCUCGUCGACAUGCCUAGGACUUGCGCGAUCACACACAAUCUGCGGUUGUUGGUAAGGCGCCAAUAA